UCAAAUUUCAAAUUCAUUCAUUUUUUCAAUUUUGUCUUUACAAAAUUGCCGGUGCUAAAGUUUACGUACCAAAUAAUUAAUCUAUUUAAUAUUUAAAAAUGUCCGUGCAAAGUGUGUUGAUAGAUUUUUCCUUAGAUUCAGCUCGUUUGGCUGAUGAAAGUGGUCAAAAAUCUGUAUUUGAACAGUUGCAAACAAUGCUGAAAGAGUACCUUCCUAAUCUUUUAUUAGCCGCUGAAAUUAGUCUAGAUGGUGGAUCCCUGAAAAUUUUAACUGGAAUGAAAGGUGUUACAGUCUCUAUAAGAUUGUUUGACCGAGGUUUGGUUACUAUAAAUGUUGAAUAUUACAAAGACGACAGCGAAGAUCCAUUAAUCACUUUCAAGUCAGCUAAAGAAUUGGAAAGUAAGCUGAAAAAAAAUAUCAAAGGAUUGAAAUCACAGGCAUUACCACCAUUAAAAAGAUGCCUAUUUGGUAGAUAUCUUCCAUCAUCAGAUGAAAGGCUACUUGAGUAUGACAUUGAUGCAACUCUAUUUGAUGAGGUGUCACCAUUCCAAAGAGUGCAAAUUGUGCACUCCAAGAUACUUGGCAAUAUGUUAGUACUGGAUGAUCUACAGAAUAUUUCGGAAGCGGAUCUCGUUUACACAGAAACAUUAAUGCAAAGAGGCAAAGAGAGUUACGAGGGAAAAGAAAUCGUUAUUCUCGGUGGCGGUGACGGUGCUCUGCUGUACGAACUGCUGAAGGAGAAACCUCGCUAUGUCUGGAUGCUGGAGAUAGAUGAGAUGGUGAUGAGGGCGUGUAACAAGCAUCUUAACUCCAUCUGCGGAGAUGUGCUCGAACGGCGGAAGGGGUCCAACUAUGAGAUAAUAGUCGAAGAUUGUAUGUUAACUGUUAAGAAGUUUAUAAAGGAAAACAAGAAGGUAGAUUAUAUCUUCGGCGACCUCACUGACAUACCGAUCUCUGAUGCUCCUUGCGGGGAACUCUGGGAGUUCAUGAUCAACAUUUUGAACUCGGCGUUUAAAAUACUGAAGCCGACUGGGAAGUUUAUGACUCACGGUAAUGGGGCCACGUCUUCGGAUUCCUUGGAGAUGUAUGAACAAGUGCUGAUGAAAAUGAAGCCAUCUGUCACAUUCUCCAAGACCAAAGCCUUUGUGCCUUCGUUCUAUGAGGACUGGAUAUUCUACCAGAUAGGAUUCACACAAGAAUAACACGUAAUAUGGAAUUGUGUAUUAACUUACUUGCGGGUACUUACACAAACAGCACUAAAAAAGGGUAGGCGAAAAGUUUUGAGAAAUCUUUAUAUCCGGUCCGUAUUUGAAAAUUAAUGUUUUAAAAUAUUAAGAUUCAAAAACAAUUUCACAUUUAUAACAUUAAUUAGUAACAAAACACAUCUCAUACAAAGAAGGGUUCCUAUAUAAAACGGUUCGUCGCUGAAUCGUUCCUAUUAUCCCUUAACAUUCUAAACCAAACAAUUGUGUUUUGUACCAAUAUUAGUUUAAGACUUCACGUUUGCCUCGACCAAAUAGUUUUGAUACAUUUUACCUUAGGUUGUAACACUACUGUUUAUAAGGGUUUUAUAAUGCUAUUACCAAACAUCCACUAGAAGCUAUAAAUUAGGUAAAAAGGAUAAAAAUUAUUUAGAGAAAACAAAUACUGACACCGGUUCCAAAAAUGUACCCAACUGUUGGACGAAAAAAACAAUUUUGUCAUUCCAGUAAAAGAAAAAAAAUCUUAAUUACACAAACAGACGUUAAGUGUAAAACAGGUCACACACACACGCAUGUAUUGAGUCUGUUGUGUUGCCAGCGACGCCAUAUCUAGAAACCCUUUAUACCAAAGAUUAGUUCAACUGGACCAUUUUAACUGUAGUACUAAUCUGUCUCUUUUCGUCACAACAUAAACAAUGUGAGAGAAAGAGACAAGUAUUUGAGUUAGUUUCGUUUUAAUGGAUAAGGUACUUUUAUGUCUCAUAUGUAUUAAACUCGCAGCGGUAUGUCAGCUGUAUAAGUCUAAUUCUAAAACGACUUAAGGAAACCGGUAUGUUUAAGGAUUGUUUGCUAGUAUUACAGUCUUAUGUCAAAAACUUGACAGACGGAAGUCAGUCUUUGACGUAAAUCUCGACUCGACUUCUCGUCAAACGUCAUAUUUUAAUUUUCCACGGUGUCAUUAAAGUCAUUUCAAAUAAUACUAUACAUCGGAGUUCUUAAUCUACUAAUAUACUACUAUAAAUAGGUAUAUUUUUAUAUGAUUUUAACUAAAAAAUUACUGGGCUUAUCUCAAAAUUCUUCAACCACUAGAAUUCCACUAUUCAGAGGCUAUAUUUAUUUCGAGAAUAUUUAACAAAAAGUGUCCAGUCAUGACAAGUUAAGAUUAACCAAACACUAUAGCAGCGGCACGUAAGUCUAGCGCUGGCCGAUACGUGGAGGGGAUUGCUGCGCAUGUGUACUGUCGCGCACGCAAUACAUUAUAUGCCACUUUGAUUAAUGAUUACCUAAAUAACGAUAUUAAAGCUGAACGAAAUGUGAAGGAUAGCUGCUGCGCAUGUGUACUGUCGCGCACGCAAUACAUUAUAUGCCACUUUGAUUAAUGAUUACCUAAAUAACGAUAUUAAGCUGAACGAAAUGUGAAGGAUAGCUGCUGCGCAUGUGUACUGUCGCGCACGCAAUACAUUAUAUGAGUCGACUAUUAACAAAGGCGGCCAUCUCACUUUUGACAGAUUUAUGGCAAACUCGAAAAAAUGUGUAUUGCAUACCAUAGAGUAUUAUAUGAAUGAAAAAAUAUGUUUUACAAUAUAUGGCAAUACUAGCGAUUUCAUCAAAAUUUG
Molecule: messenger RNA, 2818 nt
Organism: Pieris brassicae (large cabbage white)
Lineage: Eukaryota; Metazoa; Arthropoda; Insecta; Lepidoptera; Pieridae
Gene: Sms
Product: spermine synthase
Exons: 7
Coding region: 99-1202 (367 amino acids)
Biological process (GO): spermine biosynthetic process
Molecular function (GO): spermine synthase activity
Source: RefSeq, a predicted model, not a curated record